AUGGCGGCGCCCAUAGCAGUACACCUUGAGUUCGGAGGAGGGGCCGAGCUGCUAUUCGGUGGCGUGAAGGAGCACCAGGUGACUCUGCCCAGCCAAUCAGAGCCCUGGGACAUGAAGCAGCUGCUGGCGUGGAUCAGAGCAAACAUGCUGCAGGAGAGGCCCGAGCUCUUUGCGCAGGGAGACACCGUGAGGCCUGGCAUUCUGGUCUUGAUAAAUGAUGCAGACUGGGAGCUGAUGGGUGAGUUGACAUACCAGCUCCAGGACCAGGACAAUGUGGUGUUCAUCUCUACUCUGCAUGGGGGGUAGAUGACUGAUGCGAGACACACGCAUUUUGUUGGUUCACAACCAUGAUCUGACCACAGCUUUGCUGUUACUCUUCAAGUAAAACUCCUGAUGCCUGAUGGAAGACUGCUGUGGAUUCACCAAUGCCCCAAAGCUAUCACUUAAAACAGAAAUGACUUAACCCUGGAGAUGCUGGCUUCCUUCAUUUUGAAGGAUAAAGUCACUGUUAAAUCUUAAAUCUUACAGAAACCAGUCCAUACAGUGAACUCUAGAAAAAAUUAAACCCUAAGGCUGUGAUGCAGGUUUUGGGGGACCACCUGUGCUGGCUGAAUUUUGGAAGAUCUUACAGAGAUGCACCAUGGGUGAUCGUGGAUCCUUGAAGCUUCACUGGACUUUUGGUUGUUGUUGUUUUUUUUCUCUUUUCUCCGGCUUUCUCUUUUCUCUUUUGUAAUUACAGCUUGGGACUCUGCUGAUUUCCUUAAAUAGUUUGUUGUGUUUUUUCAUGUUUUU
Molecule: messenger RNA, 792 nt
Organism: Megalops cyprinoides (Indo-Pacific tarpon)
Lineage: Eukaryota; Metazoa; Chordata; Actinopteri; Elopiformes; Megalopidae
Gene: urm1
Product: ubiquitin related modifier 1
Exons: 5
Coding region: 1-306 (101 amino acids)
Biological process (GO): tRNA thio-modification; protein urmylation
Cellular component (GO): cytoplasm; nucleus
Molecular function (GO): protein tag activity
Source: RefSeq, a predicted model, not a curated record